Papilio xuthus (Asian swallowtail) is the source of this 502-nucleotide messenger RNA. RefSeq names its product U6 snRNA-associated Sm-like protein LSm7 (gene LSm7). Bases 94 to 450 code for a protein of 118 amino acids. Gene Ontology annotation, molecular function: RNA binding. Gene Ontology annotation, cellular component: catalytic step 2 spliceosome; U12-type spliceosomal complex; U6 snRNP. The record is from RefSeq and is a predicted model, not a curated record. The transcript is spliced from 3 exons. Lineage: Eukaryota; Metazoa; Arthropoda; Insecta; Lepidoptera; Papilionidae. Gene Ontology annotation, biological process: nuclear-transcribed mRNA catabolic process; mRNA splicing, via spliceosome.
CGAGUUAACUAUUGUAAAUAAAUAAAUCGUCCAAAAAGACGAAGAAAAUUGGAUCAAUUUUAAAUUUUUUACAGUACAAGAUUUGUUAACGCGAUGUCUUCCAAAGAAGGAGGAGAGAAGACUAAAAAUGCUCAAGGAGCUGGUGAUAAUAAAGAGAAGAGAAGGAAAGAAUCUAUUUUGGAUUUGAGUAAAUACUUAGAGAAAAGCAUACGAGUUAAGUUUGCCGGCGGUCGCGAAGCCGCGGGUAUUUUGAAAGGUUAUGAUCCAUUGCUAAACCUUGUACUUGACAAUACAACAGAGUUUUUAAGAGAUCCAGACGACCCUUACAAACUUCUAGACGACACAAGAGCUCUUGGAUUGGUUGUGUGCCGUGGAACAUCAGUUGUCUUAAUAUGUCCAAUGGAUGGCAUGGAAGCCAUACCAAACCCAUUUAUAACUCAAGAAGGUUGAACCUAGUGUUUAUUGUAUUUAAUGUAAGGAUUUAAAAUAAGUAAUAAAUAAG